Molecule: messenger RNA, 1823 nt
Organism: Syngnathoides biaculeatus (alligator pipefish)
Lineage: Eukaryota; Metazoa; Chordata; Actinopteri; Syngnathiformes; Syngnathidae
Gene: hs3st3b1a
Product: heparan sulfate (glucosamine) 3-O-sulfotransferase 3B1a
Exons: 2
Coding region: 316-1380 (354 amino acids)
Molecular function (GO): [heparan sulfate]-glucosamine 3-sulfotransferase activity
Source: RefSeq, a predicted model, not a curated record
UGUUCGUUCGCUGUUUAACCUGCAGCCUCCGGUUUGCACUUUACUUGGAAGGGCUAAACCGGAAACACAAACGUCCUGUAUUACGUGUAGCUUGACGGAUUGAUAACUUGUCGCUCCCGUGCGUGUGCGCGCUCACAAGGCGCGCAGCAAUUGACGGCCGCUCGCCUGGGGGACCUCGUCGUACGUCGAUUCAAGAUUUGGUGAUUGUUGUUGUUGUUGUUAUUUUGGAGGAAAAUGGCCACAUUGCAAGUUUAGCGAGCGCGGUGCACUUUGCCAAGAUGCCCGCCGCCGCCGCCCGGACGCCAACUCGCCCUUAUGGAAUCUAGUCCAGCUCUCCACGGUGUCCAUGUUGUGCCAGCACCCCACGUGAAGAACAAAGUGUUCGUCUUCUGCAUCAUGCUGUCCCUGUGGGUAUACAUGAUCUACUGCUGCUUGGGCCCCGGCUCGGCCGUGCCCGGGUUCGAAACCGUGGCGGUGGCGGACCCAUCCUCGGCGCGCCCGUCCCGCGACUUGCUCAACAACGACAACGACGCUUUGGACAGCAGAGGGGACGAGUGGGAGGACGCCGACCCGAACGCCGCGUCGUCUUGCCUCAAUGCGUCGGAGACUCAAAAGUUGCCCGGUGCCAUCAUCAUCGGCGUGAAGAAAGGAGGCACGCGCGCCCUGCUGGAGUUCCUGCGGCUGCAUCCGGACGUGCGCGCGGCGGGGGCAGAACCGCACUUCUUCGACCGCAACUACCAAAAGGGCCUGGCCUGGUACAGAGAAUUGAUGCCAAGGUCCUCCGAGGGUCAGCUGACCAUGGAGAAGACGCCCAGCUACUACAUCACCAAGGAGGUUCCCGCUCGUAUCUACACCAUGUCUAAAGACACCAAGCUGAUCGUGGUCGUCCGAGACCCCGUCACUCGAGCCAUCUCGGACUACACGCAGACCCGCUCCAAGAAGCCGGACAUCCCGUCCUUUGAGAGCUUGACCUUUAAGAACACGUCGGCGGGCGUGAUCGACACGGCGUGGAGCGCCGUUCAGAUCGGCAUGUACGCCAAGCACCUGGAGCGUUGGCUCCAGUACUUCCCCAUGGAGCAGCUGCUGUUUGUCAGCGGCGAGCGGCUCAUUAGCGACCCCGCCCGGGAGGUGGCGCGGGUCCAGGACUUUCUCGGGCUCAGGAGGAUGGUCACAGAGAAGCAUUUCCACUUUAACCCAGCAAAGGGCUUCCCUUGCCUAAAGAGACCGGAGGGCAACAGCAAACCUCACUGCCUGGGCAAAACCAAAGGCAGAACCCAUCCUAACAUUGACCCGGAGGUGGUGCAGAGACUACGGGAGUUCUACAAACCCUUUAACAGGAAGUUUUACCACAUGACUGGUCAUGACUUUGGCUGGGACUGAGAGGAAGACCAGACGAGCAAGGCUAGUUCAUUGACUUUUGUGUGUGUGCGUGUGACUUUUGAAAUAGAAUUGUAUCAUCCAGACGGUGUAUUUGCCAGCUAUGUACAGAGUUCAGAAAUCUAUUUUAUGAUAAUUUAUUGCUAUUAUAUGAAAUUCCUCAGCUGUGGAAGCAGGUUUACUCUAGAUCAGGGAUCCUCACACUGUAGUGCGCGCACCCCUGGGGGUGACUGUUUUUACAUAAUUAUAGAUUCCAUUGCACCCCCUCCCCAAGUAAAAAGGUUAAAUACAUUCAUUUCUUUGUUAUUAUUAUUUUUUUUUUUCGUGCGUUUAUUCGGUACCCAAAACGCAGCUUCACUGCUGCCGGUGGUCCCGUCAGAUCCGCCGUCUCGCUCUGGCAUCUAAUUGUGUUUUGACUUUGCUUUUAAACCGGGCUUAGCCGCUUG